UAAAUUAAUAAUAAUUUAUAAAAAUAAUAAAAUAAAUAAAAACAAAAAGAAUUAUUGUCUGCAUGACGCACAUGGUUGUUUGAAACGGUUAUGUGAUGAGAUACGACGUCCAGGAGCUGCUACUUCAUCAGUCUGCCGAGGAUCCUUUCGCCAGAUUUGCCAAUGGGAUGGCAUAUCAUCCAUUUCUGCAGCUAACGCAACGACCCACUGACUUCAGCGUCUCCUCGCUGUUGACGGCGGGUAACAACAACAACAACAACACCAACAGCGGCAACACCAACAACUCCAACUCCAACACAAGCAACACCAACAACAACAACAACAGUAGCAGUUUAAGUAACUUGGGAGCCGCAGCAGCAGUUUCUCCAACGGGUGGUGGUGGUGCACAGCUAUCGCCGCAGAGCAACCACAGCAGCAGCCACAGCACCACCGCCAGCAGCAACAACAACAACAAUACAAAUCAGCUCAAUAAUAACAACAACAAUAACAAUAAUAAUAACAACAACAAUAAUAAUAAUAAUAAUAAUAGUAAAGGACAUCAUUUGAGCACCACCGAGGACUUGCAUUCGCCAGCCGGUACACCACCACCCACAAGUGGGGCUGGUGCACCACCGCCGCCGCCGUCCUCCUCCUCCUCCGCAAGCCACCCGCCGUCGCACCACCCGCCGUCACAUCACUCGCCCGGAGGAGCAGCCGCACCACCGCCACCACCCACGCACCAGCCACCGCCGCCGCCGCCACCGCAUCUGCAGCCACAGCCGCCCGUCGGUGGUCCGCCGCCGCCACCGCCCCCCUACUUCCCGGCGGCGGCAUUGGCCGCUCUGGCCGGCAGUCCGGCCGGGCCCCAUCCGGGCCUGUAUCCCGGCGGCGGACUCCGCUUCCCGCCACACCACCCGGCGGCCCAUCCGCAUCCACAUCCGCACCACCACCCCCUGGGCAGUGCCUACACCACCGCCGAGGACGUCGUUCUGGCCUCGGCCGUCGCCCAUCAGCUCCAUCCUGCGAUGCGACCGCUGCGGGCCCUCCAGCCGGAGGACGAUGGCGUUGUUGACGAUCCCAAGGUCACCCUGGAGGGCAAGGACCUCUGGGAGAAGUUCCACAAGCUGGGCACCGAAAUGGUCAUCACCAAAUCCGGCAGACAAAUGUUUCCGCAAAUGAAAUUUCGUGUUUCGGGACUGGAUGCCAAGGCUAAAUACAUCUUGCUACUGGACAUUGUGGCGGCGGACGAUUAUCGUUAUAAAUUUCAUAAUAGUCGCUGGAUGGUGGCUGGGAAAGCGGAUCCUGAGAUGCCAAAACGCAUGUAUAUCCAUCCAGAUUCACCCACAACGGGUGAGCAAUGGAUGCAGAAAGUUGUUUCAUUUCACAAAUUAAAAUUGACCAACAAUAUUAGUGAUAAACAUGGAUUUGUAAGUACUACCAUCCUGAACUCGAUGCACAAGUACCAGCCGCGUUUCCACCUGGUAAGAGCUAAUGACAUCCUGAAGCUGCCGUACUCCACGUUUCGCACGUACGUGUUCAAGGAGACGGAGUUCAUCGCCGUGACUGCAUAUCAGAAUGAGAAGAUAACUCAAUUGAAAAUCGACAACAAUCCCUUCGCCAAGGGCUUUCGUGAUACUGGUGCUGGAAAGCGGGAAAAGAAUUGUUACAGGCAAGCUCUGAUGUCCAACCGAGGGUCCGACUCGGACAAGUUGAAUCCCACGCACGUGAGCAGCUCCCGGGCUCCGCUCCACUUGGGCCACGCCGGCCGGCCGCCCCACCUGCAUCCGCACGCCUCGCUGCUGGACCAGCAGCAGGACGACGAGGACAAGCUCCUGGACGUUGUCGGACCGCCGCAGAGUCCGCUGCUGCCGCUCAGCCACUCGCUGCAGCAAAUGCACGCCCACCAGCACUCCGCCUUGGCAGCCUGGUUUAAUCACCUGGCCGGAGCCGGGGCAGGAGCUGGAGAGCAUGCUGCGGCGGCAAACGCCAGUGCGGAGGACGCCCUGCGACGGCGGCUCCAGGCCGACGCCGACGUGGAGCGGGACGGCAGCGACUCUAGCUGCUCGGAGAGCGUCGGCGGCAGUACCGGCGGUGCCUUUCGUCCCACCUCCACGGGCAGUCCCAAGGAGGCGGUGAUGGGCGGGUCCAGCGGCAAUGGUGGAGGCGGUGGAGCGGCAGCAGCUGCGGCAGCGGCGGCGGGUCUGAAUCCCGGCGGUGGAGGCGGCGGUGGGGGCAGCUACCCCUCGCCCAAUAUAUCGGUGGGCCCGCCCAUCCACCCCUCGCCGCACCUGUUGCCUUACCUGUAUCCCCACGGCCUGUAUCCGCCGCCGCACCUCGGCCUGCUGCACAAUCCGGCGGCAGCGGCCGCGGCCAUGAGUCCGGCGGGCCUCAAUCCGGGCCUGCUCUUCAACGCCCAGCUGGCCCUGGCCGCCCAGCACCCGGCCCUGUUCGGCCACGCCUACGCGGCGGCAGGCCACACGCCCGUGUCGCCACUGCAGGGUCUGAAGUCGCAUCGCUUCUCGCCGUACAGCUUGCCGGGAAGCCUGGGCUCCGCCUUCGAUGCCGUCACUCCGGGCUCGAGGUCCGGCGAGGGGGGAGGCCCCAUGCCGCCGGGCGGCCUCUCGGUGGAGAACGGACCGCGCAGCCUAAGCUCCAGCCCCCGGCCGCGCCCCUCCUCGCACUCGCCGCCCACGCGCCCCAUCUCGAUGUCGCCCACCACGCCGCCCUCCCUGAUGAAACGCUCCACCCAGAACUCCCAGCACUCGCCCUCGGAGCUGAAGAGCAUGGAGAAGAUGGUGAACGGGCUGGAGGUGCAGCACAACGGCUCGGCAGCCGCGGCGGCGGCUGUGGCUGCGGCGGCCGCCUUGCAACUGGCCGAGGAGGCGGCCCAGCAGCAGGGGCACCACCAUCACCACCACCACCCGCAGCAGCAGCCGCCGCACCAGCACCACCAGCAACAGCAGCACCACACCCAGGCGCACCACCAGCACCAUGGUAGUGGGGCCACUGCGGUGGAUCAGUGACAAUUACUGGACGGCCGCUCCGAGGGAGAGGACGGUGGUGGCGGAGCUGGAGCCGGAGGCGGCCUGGACUUGGAGCUGGAAAUGGAGGAGGACAACCUGGAGGACCUGGAGGGCAACGAGGAUGACCGGGACGAUGAGGACCGUAGCUCGGUGAUCGACCUCGACCUCGACGUCGAUGUCUGACCGGGAACCGAGGGACUCCACGACCUCUAGCCUCUGGCAAGGACAUUUCUAGUUUCGGUGGUUUAACAAAAAGCAUCUAACGGUAAAAAAUGGAAAUGUAAAUAAAAAAAAAACAAUUAAGAAAAAAAACGUAAACGGAGCUAAUUAAAAGCUAAACAACA
Molecule: messenger RNA, 3346 nt
Organism: Drosophila bipectinata
Lineage: Eukaryota; Metazoa; Arthropoda; Insecta; Diptera; Drosophilidae
Gene: bi
Product: T-box transcription factor bifid
Biological process (GO): positive regulation of DNA-templated transcription; regulation of transcription by RNA polymerase II; cell fate specification
Cellular component (GO): nucleus
Molecular function (GO): DNA-binding transcription factor activity, RNA polymerase II-specific; RNA polymerase II cis-regulatory region sequence-specific DNA binding
Source: RefSeq, a predicted model, not a curated record